Molecule: messenger RNA, 1308 nt
Organism: Trichomonas vaginalis G3
Lineage: Eukaryota; Parabasalia; Trichomonadida; Trichomonadidae
Exons: 1
Coding region: 1-1308 (435 amino acids)
Source: RefSeq, a predicted model, not a curated record
AUGAACAAUUCAUCUUUUAUCUACAGUGUAUUCCAAAGCAUCUGUUCUUUUACUAGUGUUGCAGACGAAAAUUUCAAACAAGUCAAAAUUUCGAAAAGCCUUAUAGAAUCAUUCUCCUACCUUACGGACUAUAACAUCAAGGCUUACAAACUCCUCGAAACUGAUGAGAAUAAGAAAAAAUUCUUUGUAAAUAAUUUUUUGCCAAAUCUUAUAGAAGAAUUCGCCCAUUCGCAGUACAAUGAUGUUGACAACUUUGCUGAUGUUAAUUUUGGAGAAAUUUUUGAUGCAGUAAAAGAUGAAAUCGGAAAAGCUUACACAGAGCUUCCCAGCUUCAGAAAUAUAUUCCCAGCUGAAUAUUGCAUCAACCUAAUAUCACAGACAGACUAUUCGAUCCUCUUUGACCAACAAAUUAAGAAACCAGAUCAUAAAAACCUCUACAUCGUUAAGUAUCCGGUAGAAGUGAUCGGAACAAACUUUGAAGAGAUCAAAAAGUCAUCAAAAGAAGAUAAAAGGAUCUUAGAUCAACUUGAAGAAUCGAUUUACAACUUACAGAUGGAUAUGGACCAAUACCAAGCUUCCCUUUUAAGAAACUUCAUUCACAAAGUUAUUCCUUCAGAGAAAAAUAAACUCAAAACUGAUUAUAACUUAAUCAGGAAAAAUAUUCUGGAUUUAUUCAAAACAGGUAUCAAUGCAUCGAUCGGAAAAAUCAUGAAUACCCUCAGAAGCAAACUAAUUACAAAGGAUGAUCUUAAUUCCGAUUCUUGGAUCGCAGAUUUCUUGGAAUUCCACAAUGACGUUGUUGCAAGCGAAAUUCCAGUCUACUAUCCACUUUUAGUAGCAAUAAUUGAGCUGAAGUUCAUGAAAUCUCGUGAAAAUGUUCUUAAUAACUUCAAAUUCAAUGCAGAAAAUGAUCCUCCUACCACAUUCCAACCAGAUUGUCCUUUUAAGAAUGGAGAAACUAAGGAAUGCCUUGAAAAUGCAUUUACAGUGUUGAGUACCUGUUUAAUUAAUUUGAAUACGAACGCAGAUCCGAAUAAAGGUAUUAAAUACAAUGAUGCUGUUUUCUAUUUCGAUACAAUGUAUGACUUCAUUAUAUAUAAACCAAAUCCUGUUUCUCAUGAGAAUUUGAAAGAAAAGAAAUACAUUUCCACAGUUUUCCAGCGUUUAUUCAACUGUCGUCUAUCUUUUGCAAAUUACUUGAAGAGCUUCAGUAACCUCGCAAAGGAUCCUGUCGAAUUCCUCAGAAUACCAAAAGAAAUCGAAGAAAAUAAUAGAAAAUUAGCUGAUAGUUUAUCAAAUGAAUUCUAA